Messenger RNA from Aspergillus fischeri NRRL 181, 2568 nucleotides. RefSeq lists its product as uncharacterized. The record is from RefSeq and is a predicted model, not a curated record. Gene Ontology annotation, molecular function: ATP-dependent H2AZ histone chaperone activity. Gene Ontology annotation, biological process: chromatin remodeling. Lineage: Eukaryota; Fungi; Ascomycota; Eurotiomycetes; Eurotiales; Aspergillaceae. The transcript has 2 exons. Gene Ontology annotation, cellular component: Swr1 complex. Bases 1 to 2568 code for a protein of 855 amino acids.
AUGGCUGAGAAGCGCAAACUCUCCACCCGCGACCGUCGCGAGCCUUCCGCGAAAAGACGUCAAUCUGAAGCCGCACCUCAAUCUCAGGCUCAACAGGGCUCUUCUUCCAAGAAGAAAGGUUCUACACCGAGUGUUGCUCCCACGCCCCAACCUCCUCCGCCUGAACCAGAGGUCAUCGAGAAGCCCCUGCCGACGAAGAUCAAGGAUGGAGAGGCUCUCCCAACGCUGUGCGCGCCGCAGCCCGCCGACCUUUCAUCCAAAGAGUAUCAGUCAAUCGCCGAGAGUGCUGUCCUUCUCGCCUCUCUGGAACGAUCGAAGAAGAAAUGGCUCAGCGACGGCAUUCUAGAGCGAUACUACACCAAACCCAAGAAGUCCAAAAGAGAGCAGAUUGAAGGCAAAAAUCCCCCCAAGGAGUCCAUGCUGAAAGUUGGACCUUGCAACAUCGCGAUUGGGCCUCACCUUUUCGAUGCUAUGCUGUACACCGUCAAAGAUCCUAACGCUCCGCCACCGAUUCAAUACACUCCCCCCCAGCGGCCGAUGGUUCACUAUGGCCAUCCCAACUUCCAGCAGUACCAUUCCUAUCCACAUCCACCACCAUCUCAACAGUCGCGCCAGCCCGCUCAUUACUCCCCCGCCCACUCGGCUUCGCCACAACCAGGUUACCCCCAGGGCAGCCAACAUCCGCCUCCACAUCCCGCGCGAACACCCACUCAUCCACCUUCUCACAAUGCUCCUCGUCCCCCCUAUACCCCUCAGUCAGCCCAGCGCCCGCCUGCGUCUCAACAUGCACAGCCCCCUCAACCUCCAAAGCCCAGUCCGGACCCGGUCAUUCAAAUGCUUGCAACGCGAGCUGCUUCAGACCCCGAUCUCAAGGCGCUGAUGAGAGUGGUUGCUAGCAGCAAGGCGUCUCAGGAACAGCUUCGAGCGUUUCAGGCUCAUAUUGAUGAACUGAAUGCGAUCAUUCGUGCGAGAGAGCAACAGCAACAGCGACAGCAACAACAGCAACAAGGGCAAGCUCCAGGCAGUGCUCAAUCGCAGACACCGCGCCACACGCCGCAACCUGCACAGCAGGGAGUUCCACAGCGACAACCUCAGCAUUCACCGCUGCAGAAUUCCCAGCAAUCGCAAUCUGAGCAGCCGAGUCAAAAGCAAGGCCCGUCGCAGGCCCAGCCAGGCUCGACCCCCCAACAUCGGCCGCAAUCACAAUCACAGGCUAAACCGCAGCCGCAGCCGAUGCCAAGAGUGGAAGUUCAAAUUCCCAAGCCCUCUCCAGCGAUGAAGUCUGCAGUACAGAAUUCCAGCCAAACUCCGACCAAGCAACCUCAAACACCCACUGCUCAGAACUCUAAUCCUACUCCUCAGGUCAAACAGGAGCCGGGAACGACUGCGACCAGUCGACCGCCCCCUGGUGGAGUAUCUAGUCCUAGUAUUGCGGUAGUCCCGCCGCCCCCUCCGGGCGCAGCUUCUACUCCUCACCAGCCAAAUUCGAGUCCUGCAGUACGGCCAAUGAACCAGCCUCCUCCGAACCACACUCCAGCACCGCGUCCAGGUGGCCAGUAUCCGCCAUUCCAAGGCCAGUCUCCUUCAAUACAGUCACGUCCACAGCAACACGGGUCUCCGGCCUACUAUCGUCCUGCUCCUCCCCUGCCUCCUCCUAGGGUGGGCUACAAGUCGGUUGUCUUUGAGUUUACCUCACCAUUAACUCCCUACGGAAGUAGCACUUCAGGUCAUGCAGGCUCAGGAGACCGGUAUUUGUUUCCGGAGUACUCUAUUUUGGAAUGGCUUCCUGGAGGAAACACGGUUCUAGCGUCCUUCUUACUCAUUCGGAAGGUGGACCCCAACACACCGUUCCCCAUAGAAGAUGCUUCAGUGACGACCACAUCCCGAGCCAAGGGCAAGUCGACCUCCAAGUCGAAGAAAGCGGACAAGAACAAAGACAAGGCAGCGGAAGGUGGGGAGGGCAAAGAGAAAGACAAGAAAGAGAAUGACAAGUUCGAUGAGGGCGCUAAGGAGAAGGACAAUACUCAAUCUUCUAGCAAUCAGGAUUCCGCUACGGCCGCUACUGACUCGGCUAAAGGAUCAGACAAUAAAGGCAGCCAGAAGGCUCAGGCGGAAACUCCGAGCAAACCAGACUCCGACAAAUCCAAGGAGUCGAAGGAAGAUGCAGACAAGUCGAAUCUUAAGGAGUACUACCAGCCCGUCACGAUUCGCAUCUACAGCGCCAACCCGAAGUUCCUAGAGCCUCUGGCACGGGUGGUCAAGACACCAGACGAGGUGCGCAAGUACAUGAAUGAAGUAAUGGACCGCGCAGAACGUGCCCCCGAGGGAUUCCUGGCCUUACGUCUUCCGCGCGAGAACAAGGAUGAACACGAGCCCGAGGCCACGAGAAAAAGCGGAACUCCUGCUCCUGCCGCAAAUUCAGGCGCGCGCAGUCGGUUCCUAAAGAGUAACGCUGCGGAUGAGGAAUCAGAAAUCGAGAACAUCAAUGGACUUGUCGAGGAGGAAGAAGAAGAGGAGUUGAAGGACUUCUAUGGGCCCCCGACUGGUCUCACGCCUCUUAGAGUAUGA